AUGGGGACUUUUUUGGUUUUGUUUGGCAACGCCGCCCUGGCCUGUAUGGCCUCUUGGGAGUGCGACCCCAUGGUGGCCAAGGCGGUGGUUCAUCUGUGCGUCUGCGAGUCCUUCGACGUGUUCGGCAUGCCCACGGAGAUGACCAGGGAGUCGGUCGUAGAGCUGCACGCAUUCCACCGGGGGACGCACCCUGUCUGCACCAACCCGAGGUGCCGGAACCUGAGGGAGUGCACGGAUGAGUGUGGGAAGGUGAGGAUGGCUACCUGGCUCCCGAGGCACAGGGUCCCCGUUCUGAUCUACGUCGACGACAGCAAGAGGACCUAUGUUGGAAUCAACGGGCGCAUACUCUUUGCGUCCGAGUGCGUUAUGCUGGGGCAUCGGGUUCCCAAGUCAACGAUGAUCCUCUCCCACUUUGUCGAGGACAGGACGGAGAGGGGCAUGGAGCCCAGGGUCCUGAUCUAUGAUAUCGCGAUGUACAAGGGUGAGAGCGUCACAAACAGCGACCCGCUAGAGCGAUACAAGAUACUACUGGGCAUGUUCAAGGAUAUGAAGGGCCUCGUGUCCCUGCAAUGGAUAGGGCACGAGGCGAGCGCGACAAAGAACUUCGAGUGGUUCACGAAGAACGUCCCCCACGAGGUGGAGUGCAUCGUCAACCUGGGCCACGACCCCUGGACCCUGUGCCGGGUGCUGCACAUCGACACGCAGAGGAGGGAGCCCGUGAAAUUCGUCAAACCCGCCAAAACAGACAAUACCGGGGCUGUACAUUAG
Guillardia theta CCMP2712 is the source of this 768-nucleotide messenger RNA. RefSeq lists its product as hypothetical. NCBI's taxonomy places the organism in Eukaryota, Cryptophyceae, Pyrenomonadales, Geminigeraceae. Bases 1 to 768 code for a protein of 255 amino acids. The record is from RefSeq and is a predicted model, not a curated record. The transcript has a single exon.